CAGGGCCUGAUAACAAAGGAAUUUACAAAGGUGAUCGAGAGUCCAGCGGAAAAUACACAUUUGCUGCCCACAUGGAUGGAACUUACAAGUUCUGCUUUAGCAACAGAAUGUCCACCAUGACGCCCAAGAUAGUGAUGUUCACUAUCGAUAUCGGGGAAGCUCCGAAGGGGCAAGACAUGGAGACAGAAGGUGGUGGAGAUACCUGGGAUGCUCAUCAGAACAAGCUAGAAGAGAUGAUUAAUGAGUUAGCAGUGGCCAUGACAGCUGUAAAGCAUGAACAGGAGUACAUGGAAGUUCGUGAAAGAAUACAUAGAGCAAUUAAUGACAACACAAACAGCAGAGUGGUUCUUUGGUCGUUCUUUGAAGCUCUUGUACUAGUUGCCAUGACACUGGGACAAAUCUACUAUCUGAAGAGGUUUUUUGAAGUCCGAAGGGUUGUUUAAGAGUACUUUUCCGGUCCCGGAUUUCAGUUCACUGUCUACCAAACAUCCUGGUCACAAAAAAGUCAUUUAGUUUCUGAACCCUCUUUACUGAACUGUAAAACUUAUUUGCUUAUGUUCCUUCCUAGUUAAAAAUGAAUUGUUUUUAUAUAUCUUCUGUAGCAAAAGCUAUGCUGAAAUCGUGUCACUUAAUUGGCAUAAUUUUUUUCACUUAAAUCUGCCUAGUCUGUAUGCUAAGCGAGGUCCAAGCAAGCUGCAAAUGCUGUAAUUCAACUGUAGUAACAAGCAAUGUCGAUGUCUUUUCUAACUUUUUUCCCCCCUGUUUUCAUAAAUACUUGCAGUUCUCUCUAGGGAAACGGUACAAGGCCCUAACAUGACUGUUUGCGUUUUUGACCUCUUUAACCCUGCAAUAGUUGUUACGAAAUCCAAAUAAUCCCUUCUUCACUUAAAUAAACUGCCAAGGAGAAGUGAUUGGAACUU
Tauraco erythrolophus (red-crested turaco) is the source of this 920-nucleotide messenger RNA. The record is from RefSeq and is a predicted model, not a curated record. NCBI's taxonomy places the organism in Eukaryota, Metazoa, Chordata, Aves, Musophagiformes, Musophagidae.